AUGUCACUCUUUUCUUCCUCCUCUUUCCCUUUUUCUUCCUCUUUUUCUCCUCUCUUUCUUUCUCCUUCUCCUGUGCCAGCCCCGGCUAUCUGCGUCUCCGGGCAUCCAACGCGGUGUACGUACACCCCGUUUUGGAGUCCACAGGCGGCACCGGCCGCGUGGCUGAGUCAGGGCGCGUGGGCGGGAAGCUCCGUGGUUGCGCGUCUCGCUUCGUUUCCGUCUUCUGUCUCGCUGUUUGCCUCCUUUCUGCGACAACAGUGGCAGUUUGAAGAAAAACACGUCCUCGGGGCCAGCGUGGCGCCUGCGUAUCGGAGCAGAGUGCGAGAGGCGGAGAAGGGGAGACGAGGAAGAGGCGGGGAAGAUGACGCAGCGGGGAUCUCGCAAGGCCUCGGCCGUGACUACCUCCGAAAUGAGGUCGUGAAUGCCGUAGCGGUGGCCUACGUUGCUGAUUUGUUUGAGGGAGAACUGCUUCCCGCUCACUCCCCCUUCGGGAGAGCCAACCCCGACAGAUGGUGUCGUUGUAGGCUUUCCCGAGAUGACUCGCAACACCGAGUUGACGCGCCACUGGCCGACGAAGUCGAAGAGGCGGAUGCGUUAACACAGAGGGAAAGACGCGGCGCGCAGAGGCAGAAACGGACGAGACAAAGAAAGGAAGACAGCCAUGAAGAAGCCGGGGGGAGGGCCCGCGGAGGCAGGUUCUCCGGUUCGGAGUCUUCUUUCUCUCUGGAUGAAGACGACUGGCGAGAUCAAGAGAAAGACACUGGGACGUUCGAAUCUGACUCGCACUCUUGUUCGCAUUCGUCUUCGCCUCUGCGUUUGCCUCUUGCGGCGUCGCCGUCUGCUUCGGUCGAGUCGGCUGCGCCUGCGGAUCCUACCGCCUCCGUACGCUGCAGGAAGCGCCCGUGUAAGGUGUAUAGACAACGCCUCGCGCUCUCCCGUGUGGCUGACCAAGGGCGUGUAUCCGUCCCGGUCCUCGUCUCCGCGUUCGGCCCGGGGUUGGAUGCGCUGCAGUUCACAGCUCUGCGCUACGACCUAGCGGAUGCUGCGGCUCUCUCGCCGCCUUUGUGUGGAGGCGAAGCCAAACAAAGCAGGGAGGGAAGGCGGCCCACCAGGGACAGUCUGGAAGAGCGCGCCUCAGAAGAGGACUCUGGAGAGAGGCAGAGCACAGACGACGAAGACCUCGUAGCGCCUGGACAGACAGCCUGUCCUCGAAGGUGCACACGAAACGGAAAACAUCGCCUCUCUCCUGACUCCUCUUCCUUUUCGGCUGCUUCUGGAGACAGAGAGGACGACGCCGGGUGGCACCGCCCUGGCUUCGUUGCUGGCGCGUUCCGCGUGCAGCCGCGGCGGCUCCUCGAAUAUAGGCCGAGGGCAUUCUGGACAGACGCGAGUGACAGCGAGAGUUGCGGCGAGGCGGAAGCGCACGCAGGAGCGACGCGUGUAGCGAGGGAGACAGCGUCAGGCUCAGCCUCGGGCGCAGGAGACAGAAAUGCGAAGAGACACAGAAGGCUUGCAUCUGGGAGCGGAGACGCAAACAAAGGUUGCGAGGAAGGCAAGUCGGCCGAGUUACAGGGAGACCAGGCACGACCGGAUGAAGGAGACGGGGCCUGUCAGAUUGGAGACGGUGGAGAGGGAUUGAUGAGGAGUCUGCCUGGACAAAGGUCGCCUGAAACGUCUGAGGGACGGCUUCUAGAGGGGACACGGCCGUUGGGGACCGUUUCGCGUCGCGCGCGUCGCGCGCCCCGCGAGCGAACUGCGAGCGACUCUGGGGAGGUUCCCGAAGGCACCUUCGCGCCUCGUUGCUGUCGCCACUUUGCGUUUUCCUCCUCUCUCUCCGCUUCGGAAGCCUCGCUGGCUGCUGGAAGACUGUCCAGGAACCGCGCCAGAGAGGACGGGCGGCGGAGAGCGCGCCGCAGCGAGGACGCCGCCGAGCGCAGCGCGGCGCCCUGGCGACUCCUGGAAGUGAAAAUUGACGACAAGAAUCCCCAGCGAAAGUGGCUGUUUGCGCGGAGUGCUCGAGGCGUGACCCUCGGGGCGCUGCGUCUCCAAGAGGAAGAUGAGCAAGAUGAAGACGAAGACGAGGACUCCGGGAGCAGACAGAGAAGUGUCGUGCAAUCGCUGCUCUACGACCAUCUUGUAGAUGUACGGUACGGACGAGAACGCACAGGCGACAGACGAACAAGACGGCGAGGGACAAGCCGGGAGGGACGAAACGCAGCCCUUCUUGACGGCGAUUUUUGCAACCCUGCCGGAAGCGAUGGGGAGCUCGGCGGAGCUUUCAAUUCGACUGCGCCUCCACGCGCGGCCCUCCACUGCCGCACUUGCGGCGGUCUGCUUCCUUCCCCACAUGCGUCUUCUCCCUCGCGUCGCUCGUCUGCUCGGCGUGCGCAUGCGUUUUCUUCCUCGGCGUGUCCUCUUGCUUCGCCCCUUUCGCGCUGGUGGACGCCGACCGACUUCGUCGUGAACGGCGCGUGGAGCAGACACGACGCAGGCGAGCUGGCAUUGCUCAGCGCCGAGCAAACUGUGAAGAUUUGGCGGGCUGAGAGGCCCAGUGAGGUGUCUCUCUCGUUUGCGCUUCCCUCGGCGUCGCCCUCGAUAGCGGCGGCGGGCGCCACUGCGACCGCGUUGGGCUCCAGUCCCUCCCGAGGGCCUCCAACGGGCCGUCUGAAGUGGGCACAGACGGAGGCCGCUGAGGAGUCGAUUCAGAGUCUCGCGUACGACGCGCACUCUCCGGCCUCUCUUCUCCUCGCCGGCCAGUGCAUUUGGCGGUGCGACUUGCGAGAGAGACAAUCGCUUCUGCGGCUCUUUCCCUCGCCUGCGGCGGUGCCGCCGACGUACAAUGCAUGGCCGCACCGGCUCUCGUCGCUCUUCGACGUGGACUGGAAGUGUCCCAGCAUCUUCUCGGCUUUCACCUGCCUCGCGCCGCACCCCGUCCUCCCUUCCCUCCUCGCAGCCGCGCACGGAGCCUCCGACGCGCUGUUACUCUUCGAUUUGCGGGCCAUGCAUGCGCCGCUCGCCAGCCUGACCCUGCAGGCGUCGAACCACUUGCUCGGCGCACGCUACCGCAGCCUCCUGUGGCAGUCGCAUGCGUCGGCGCCGCCUCCUGCCAGCCCCAGCAACUCCGCCUCUGAGGGCACCUUCGAUCUUCUCUCUGCCUUUUGCUGGCGAAGCACCGACGUCGUGGUUUCCUCCUUUCGCUUCUCGCCUCACGGUCUCUCUCCCCUUCCUUCUCCCUCCGACACUCUCCUUCUCGACGAAGAACGGGAGAGGCUCACCCGAAGGACUCUCUCUCCGUCUUCUCCAUCGUCUUCUUCUCCAUCGUCUUCUUCUCCAUCGUCUUCUCCAUCGUCUUCUUCUCCAUCUUCUCCAUCUCCUUCCUCUCCUUCUUCUCGUUCUUCUUCUCCAUCUCCUUCUUCUGCGUCUCCUUCUUCUCCGUCUUCUCUUUUGUCUUCGCCUUCGGAUUCUGUGUCUUGGCCUCGGGGGAAGCAGCGGGUCGGCGGAGGAAGGACGAGGAGGGCGAGAGAAGACGAGGGCGAAGCCGCGAACUUGACGUCGCCGAGCGACAGCGAGAGUGUAUCGACUUCCGGAAGGAGAAACCUCGGAGAAAAGGAGCAAAACUCAGACGAGGCGUCGGAGGGCGCCUGCCGCGACCCCGCAUUUCGGAGAAGAAAGAGGAGACGAACAGGCAACGCAGACCGGCGAGAGAGAAGGCUUCAGGCGAGCCAGCUCCUCCCGUCCCAGUGGGGCUGUCCGCUGCGGCGGCAAGACCGCCUCGAAAUUUCUUGGCAGGUCGACGUGCCUCUUUUUUCAGGUGUCCACACACCUGGCGACAGCCAGCGGCGCUUUCCGCUGUCGGAGCAUCCCGCCUUUCAGGCGUUCAAAACGUGUUCUUUUCCCUCGUAUUCCGCCAGCAAGGCGCGCUUCGCCGCCGCUAUCUCGUCCUCCGCUCUCACCGACGAAGACGCUGUCUCAUCCUUCUUCUCCGGUUGGGCGGGAGUCGCUCCCCUCAAAUUCACCUUGCCUCGCAGAUCCCUUAACUUUGGUGACUCCAAGGCAGAAACAAAUACUCCGUUCCCUUCCUCUUCCUCUUCCUCUUCUUCUGCGUCUUUUUCUUCUUCAUCGGCCGUGUCUCCUCUGCUUGGCCAGAGCCGCGGAGACGGGGCGGCAGUCUGGGCCCUUGCGGGGCUGACGACUUCGGGGUUUCUUCUUCUUCGGCCGCUCCUUCUCCUCCCACAACUGCCGGCUCCAGCUCUAAAACUUCACGCGCCAAACCGGCGACGGCGUGAGGCCAACGCGGCCCGUUCCCGGGCCGCGUUCCCAACGCAAACGAUAACAGAGCAGAGAAGCGAGACUCCAAGCGCGUGUGCAGCCAGUCAAGGCACAGCGAGCGGAGACAGGCGAGCGGAAACGAGCACAGCGGCUGGCCGUCAACGUGGAGAGCCACGAGACAAAACGGAGGAGGUGUGUCUCUCCGACCGCGGUGACUCGGCCCCGUUCCCUUCCGACCGAGCAAUUCUUCGCAACUCCUUGCCGCUCGCGUCUGUUGCCUCGCAUGCUGCUUCUCGCCCGUUUUCCUCGUCGCUCUCGCGUUCUCUGCCCUCUUCCUCUCGACUUCCUCUCCUGGAAAAGCUGCCUCUGUCACGCGCUUCCGUCGAUGCCAUGCGCACCUAUGGCUCUCUCUUGGCUCACCUCUCGCACUGUCUCCGUCCGUCUGCCGCGCAAGAAGCCGAAGUAGGUGGGAAGCGCCGUCGGCUGUACAGACAGCCGAUGCCGGCGGUGCGAGAUCGAGCCCUGGUCUUGCUUCACUGCGCCGCCCUCAUGCAGACAGCUGCCACCAUCUUGGCGGAGCGAAGACGAAAACGCGAAAGAGGCAGCCAGGCGAAACAGAGACUCGCGAUACUGGACGGAGACGCACUCCGCAGAUUGCCGACAGCACCUAUGCCCGCUCCCUCUUCCUCGCCCUCGUCUCGCGGCGCGUCUGGACAGCUCGCGGUGGAUUUGUCUUCUUCCUCUCCUUACUCUUCUUCUUCUUCUUGUUCGUACUCUUCUUCCUCUUCUUCUUCCUGUUCUUCCUCUUCUUCCUCUUCUUUUUCUUCUUCGUCUUCUUCGUUUGUUUCUGCUUCAGCGAGUUCUUGUUUGCGUCACUGCGUGAUGAAGGCCGCAGAUCGGAGACCGGAUGCCCUCGCGCCGAUGACUGCCCAGGCUCGCGUGUGGAGCGGCCUCGAGCGCACUUGGUUUCAGCCCACGAAGGUACUGCGCUUUCUUCUCUCUCGCCAGGUGUGGCGCGCCGAAGCGUCUUCGAGUUCCCGCGGAGGCAGCGAAGAUCAACAGAGCGCCUUUGCUCGGAAUGCACUUGCAGGUGCCGGGGCGCCUACGUCCGCACGAGCUGUCUCGCCUGCCUCGCCGCUCUCGCUCUCGCGCCUCCUGCCUCGCCUUCCGCCCGUUGUCUCUGCGAGGCUCUUUGCGGACGCGUCAGGAAGCUCGGCCUGCAACGACGCUCGCGGGGUGGACGACGCCGCAGAAGAGGCGACAAGAGAAAACAAAGAAGAGAAGAAAGGAGAGACAGAUGAUGGCGCCGUCACGCUGCAUGAGGCAGAGCAGCGAGUCAGGCUGUUUCUCUUUCUCUUGCAGCUGGGCAUGUGCGAUCUUGAAGAGGAAAGGGAAAAGGCGAGAGAAGAAGGAGCGCAGAGAAUAGAGGGGCGGGCCGACGAAGAAGGCCAGGACAAGGGAAGCGCGAAAGAGGGUGCAAGCGUCACUCCCAACGACGUCGAAGAAAGAGAAGGAGAGAAGGAAGCGGAGAGAGACACAGUAGAAACGCUGGCCGGGCCAGCUGACAGAGGAGACAGAGAGUGUCAGGGAGAGAUCCACACUGCUUCGACAAAAUGUAGAUAUGAAAUUGUAAAUGGUUCCGACAAUGUCGAGGGCGCUACAUACCGAGAAAACAGACCAAAUGCGUUUUCGUACACGAGGUUCUUCGCCUUUCUCCGACAGGAGGAGCGAAACCUGACGCGCAUGCUCGAGUUUAAGUGGGAAUGCAGCCUUGCCGGCCUGGAGUGCGAAGCCGACCGCCUUUCUCUCUGCGCCUCGGGAGAAGAAACGGACGCGUCCCACUACGACACCUCAAUCGCCCAGGCAGGGGGCGACGAGAAGCGCUGCGGGUUACCGGUCGAGGAAGGCGGAAACUCAGAAGCCGAGGGCUUCAGUUCAGAAGGCGACGAGAUCCAUAACGCCGUGUCUCCACGCCGGGGCAAUCGGCCUCUCUCCUCAGCCUCUACGCAACGCAGAACUACCGUGUCCUUGCCUUUGUCCGAUUCUCCGUCGCUGGUGAUGCGUUACUUGCUGCCGCGUUCGCGGCGAAUCCCCGACGACUCGGGUCUCGUGGCGCUUCGAAAUCCGCUUUUCGCGUCUUUCCCAGCAUGCGCGUGCAGCGUCUUUGACGGUCUCGUCCAGGCGCGUGUUGGCGGCGGAGGCUCAGCGGACUCUCGGGUGUCUUUGCGAGGCUUGCGAGAAAGCGGACUGAGAGCCGUAGGCGAGACCAACGAGGGCGAACUGAGAUGGGGGGGAGAAGUGUGCGGCAGAAGGGAGAAAGGACGUUUUCACGAAAACGGAGGCGCUGUCUCGGCUCCGUGGUCUCACGCCUCAGAGGGGGAGCAUCUGGGCGGGUUUGCGGAGACUCUGAGACUCGCCCAGACGAUGCUGACUGCGUUCGCGAGAGCCCAAAGGCGGGCGUCGACAGCGAAAGGGAAUCGCCUCUCUUUUCCCGGAACCGAGUGCGUUCAAGACAUCGAAAAUGGUGCAGCCUCUCUCUCUUCAUCUCCCACCGCAUCGGAGCUCCACGCUUCACAGACGUCGGCGUCGGCCGUGGAACCUGCGACUGCCGAUGACGAGGUUGCCUCUCUCGUUCCUCUUGGCGUGCUCGACGCCUUGGCUCUCGAACUCUUCCUGCAACACGAGGUACUUCUGUUCCCCCGUCUCCCCACUCCCUCUUCGUCCUCGUCUUCUUCCUCUUCGUCCUCGUCUUCGGCCUCUUCGUCCUCGUCUUCUUCCUCGUCGUUGUCCUCGUCUUCGUCCUCGUCUUCGUCCUCGUCUUCUGUCUCUUCUUUCUCUUCUGCGUCUCUGGAGCUUAGUGGGUCGGCCGGGGAGUCCCAUAUCGGGCGGCGUCUUCCCCCAAGUGCGUGCUCGCGUUUCGCUCCAUUUUGUUUCGGUCCCCAUCUGCUCUCUUUCCGGGCGCUGUCGCCGCUUCUCGAGGAGGAGAAACUCCUUUCUCGUGCUCUGGCGUCUCAGCCCUGGGAGCAGCUGCUGGCCACCGUCCAGCGCAUGCAGCGGGAGCGACAGGCUGAGCUGCUGCGCGCUCCUUUUGCGCCGUUUCCGGAACUGCCUGUGCAGGCCCUCGAGCUGCCGCCGCGCAUGCAGGCUCACCCGCCGCCGCGCGUCCUCGCCGCCUUUCGGGCACGCCGCGGCUUCCAGCGGCUCCUCACGGGCCUGGGUGUCUCCGACGCCACAGUCGCCUGUCUCCUCCAGCGAUGGGCCUUGCCGCCGGAGACACUCGCCCUCGGGGGCGAGACCGCUGGCGACGGGAGAGAUGCGAGCGAAGCAGAGACAGAGAGGGCCGAAGAGGAGAACAGAGAGAAUGGAGAAGAGGGGGAAGAUGGUUCGCCAGACGGGAAAGAGAGCGCCUGCGAGAGGCGAGAAGAGGGCGUCGCUGGUGCACGCGAAGAAGCUGGCCGAGCCUCUUCUGCGCGAAGCGUCCAGAAGGAUCUCGCAUGUGCUCGACAGCUCGUUUUGCGCUUCACGAGGCUUCUGAAGAAAUUGGAAGUGCACAAAGAGGCAGCCUCUUUCGCCUUCAGACGGUUCCGGGAAAGCCGAAAGCGGAGUGCCCGAGACCGCGAGGAAGAGCGAGAAAAACAAAAGGCAGCAGAGGCUCUCUUGGCCAGUCUGCGCAACGUUCGCAGCGUCACCUGA
This is a messenger RNA of Neospora caninum, 7962 nucleotides long. RefSeq lists its product as hypothetical. The transcript has 6 exons. Lineage: Eukaryota; Apicomplexa; Conoidasida; Eucoccidiorida; Sarcocystidae. The record is from RefSeq and is a predicted model, not a curated record. The coding region runs from base 1 to 7962 and encodes 2653 amino acids.